Alosa alosa (allis shad) is the source of this 1254-nucleotide messenger RNA. RefSeq names its product mitoregulin-like. The record is from RefSeq and is a predicted model, not a curated record. Gene Ontology annotation, biological process: positive regulation of mitochondrial membrane potential. The transcript is spliced from 2 exons. Bases 85 to 255 code for a protein of 56 amino acids. Gene Ontology annotation, cellular component: mitochondrial inner membrane. Lineage: Eukaryota; Metazoa; Chordata; Actinopteri; Clupeiformes; Clupeidae.
CAUACGCAUGGCCAUCCCACAAACCCUGUCAAACUCACUUGACUACAGAUCGCUUUGAGGUGAUAUUCACACACAGAGGUGAAAAUGGCAGAUGUGUCGGAGAGGACUUUACAAGUAGCCAUAGCCAUCUCGUUUGCAACAGGAUUCCUUGCAGGAUGGCAGGCCAAUAGAAUGCGGCGAAAGUUUUUGGAUUGGCGUAAGAAAAGGCUUCAAGAUAAACUGGCAGAGACGCAGAAAAAGCUGGACUUGGCAUGAUGUCGUGAAAUGUUUAAGUGUACAAUUCUGUCCAAUAGCUCAGGUGUGAGGCUCCUGCCAUUAUGAAGACUUCUAAGCUCCUGGAACCACUGGUCUCCACCAGUUUAUGAGGACUUUGACUGUGACUUUGACUUUGAAUGGACUUUUCUACAAAUGUCUUUUGUCCUUCCUCUCAUCUAUGCUGUUCAGUUAGGCCUACUGUCUGAGGCGAAUUCCACAGCUUUCUUCUGAUGAACUUCUGAACAUAUACAAGUUUUUCAAGAUGUUACCACUAUAAACAGUGUGAACAUAUAGGGUCUAUUUUUUCAUGCCACCCUACCAGGGAUGGAAAUAAAUGCUCACAUAUUUAAAAGUUAAUUUUUGCUUCUGCACCCUACAAACACCUUCCUAUUUCAGCCUAGGCAAUAAAUAUUGUUUUAUUAUUAUUGCAUAAGCCUGUCUGUUUAAAUGACAAGACCUCAAGCGUGAUGUGCUGUGUCAGUAGGCUCAAGUAGACACGUGCAAAAAUUAUUUACUGACUGGUGCCAUACAUGCUUUAAAAAAUGUAAAGCAAUUUGAACCGAAAAUAGGGAGUCAUGUUUCACUGUUAAUUGAGAUUUUAUGUUGCUUCAAGGUUCAAGAAGAAUACUUGACACAAGUAUCCCAUUUAGUUUACCACUGACAGAGUUUUAAAAAAAAAAAGAAAAAAUCCAGGCAGUCCCUGCUGGCUACAAAUGCUGAAGAUCAGUGAUCCAUUUCUUAUCCCCUGUAUUUUCAGAACCAGCCUAAAAUCCCAGCGGAUUGCAAUGACAAGCUUUACCUGUUAUGUGUCAUUUAUCAUUGUCUGUAGUUUUGACAAACAUGUGAACAUGAACAUGCAGAGGGUUUGUAGGUAGUGAUGUGUUUACUUUUACUUGAGCUGUGUAUUGGAACUGUAUUUUCAUUCGGUUUUAUAAAUCUUCAGUAUAACUUUGUAUUGCUCUGGUUCGCCAAUCAAGAUGAAUGAAACACUGGACAAAA